Molecule: messenger RNA, 1792 nt
Organism: Rhinopithecus roxellana (golden snub-nosed monkey)
Lineage: Eukaryota; Metazoa; Chordata; Mammalia; Primates; Cercopithecidae
Gene: SPMIP8
Product: testis, prostate and placenta expressed
Source: RefSeq, a predicted model, not a curated record
AUGGGCAUUGUCUGUGCACAAUGUUCCUUUAUUCUGCUGCUGUGCAUAAUGAGGACUCAUCCACCUCACUUCCUCUUCUGCCCAUUGAGCAGUCAAAGAGCUGAAAGUCGUUAUAAGCCUGUGCACCUGGGCCUGGGCCCUACAGAUAAGGUAGCUGCUAUUGCUAUGGCCCGCAUCAUCGACCUGGUGCCCUGGGACGAUGGCUCCACACAUGUGUAUGCUUCCCCGGCCAUCCUGCUUCCUGUGGAGCGGCAGCGCAACCAGCUGGCGGGCGUGAAGCAGCAGCUCUACCACCCAGCCCUGCCCACCCUGCGCCACAUGGACAGGGACACCGUCAAGGCCUGCCUUCCUGAUGAGCACUGCCAGUCCGCCACCUACUGCCGCAAAGAUGAGUUUGACAACGCCCAUUUUACACUCCUUGGGGUCCCCAACAAACCCCUGCAGUGUUUGGACAUCACCGCGACAGGCCAGAAGCUCCGCAACAGGUACCACGAGGGAAAGCUGGCGCCCAUCGCGCCGGGCAUCAACCGAGUGGACUGGCCCUGCUUCACGCGCGCCAUCGAGGACUGGUCCCACUUCGUAUCCUCGGCCGGGGAGUUCAAGCUGCCUUGCCUGAGCAAGCGAGUGGAGGGUCUCAGCGGCUACGCGGUGCGGUACUUGAAGCCGGACGUGACCCAGAGCUGGCGGUACUGCCUCAACCAGAACCCCAGCCUGGACCGCUACGGACAGAAGCCCCUGCCUUUCGACUCCCUGAACACUUUCCGAAGCUUCGGCUCCAGCUACAGUCGUGUCAACUAUCUGACCCCCUGGCAUUAAUCUCUCUGGAAAGGAGGCUGACUCCCAGGCUGCCGGACGGUGCCACCUCAGGUCCCCUGGCCAGACCGAGGACUUAUGGUGGCACCAGCUAUCUCCCCAGGAGUUCAGCCUAAUUAGAAAUAAAUCUAAUGCUUCCUUAGAGAGACAUGCAAUUGUGUGUGUGUGUGUGUGUGUGUGUGUGUAUGUGUCUUGCAGAGGCUGGGAGAGGGUCAGGGCCACAGGAUGACAGUAUCUUACCCUUGCCUGUCCCCAGCCAACUCCUGAAGAACUGGUGGGGGGUUGGAGAAAAAUGUUUGGUGACCUGGUUUGAGAGUCAGGGUGUAAGCCCUAAGGUCCAGCCAGAAUUGAGGUCCAAGAGCAAGAGAUGUGUUCCUGCCCCUUGCCGGCAGCCCCACACCCAAACCCCCUCCAUUUUGGAUCCUGAAUUUAAGCCCUAAAGAGAAAGGGAGGGGGUUAGAAAGCUAUUUUUAGGUGCCUUUUGAAGCUCUUGCCAUACCAGUGUGCUCUGGGGGGUUUCCCUGUGCCCGGGGUCCCUCUGAAGGUGUGGGAGCAGGCUGGGGCAAGAGGAGCUGGCCAGGCCUAUGGUCUUGAUUCUUGUGAUGCAAUAAAAUGUAGAGUCUAAACUUGCAUGAGAUGCACGAAGCCACUCAGAGAAGAAAGUUCCCCGCUCUCCAAAGCGCCACCAAUAAACAUGUCAUCUAAGCAAAAAGUCCUCUGCUCUAUCCAUGAGGCUUCAGAAAUAGCCCUUGUCUACCCACCAACCAUCCAUUCCAAGCUGCUCCUGUGAAAAGAAGGCAUGACGUCCCGGGGACAGUGUGGGGACUCCUGGCCCAGGUCUGGAAUAACGCUAUCCAGGGGGCUAAGGAAGAGCAUCUCUAGCAAUGGUAAGGGGGUGUAUUAGUCUGUUUUCAUGCUGCUGAUAAAGACACACCCAAGACUGAGAAGAGAAAGAGGUUUAAUGGACUCACAGUUCCAC